Messenger RNA from Myxocyprinus asiaticus (Chinese sucker), 3552 nucleotides. Its product is annotated as ubiquitin-like modifier-activating enzyme ATG7. Lineage: Eukaryota; Metazoa; Chordata; Actinopteri; Cypriniformes; Catostomidae. The transcript has 21 exons. Gene Ontology annotation, cellular component: cytoplasm; phagophore assembly site. Gene Ontology annotation, molecular function: Atg8 activating enzyme activity; Atg12 activating enzyme activity. Gene Ontology annotation, biological process: protein modification by small protein conjugation; C-terminal protein lipidation; cellular response to nitrogen starvation. Bases 742 to 2880 code for a protein of 712 amino acids. The record is from RefSeq and is a predicted model, not a curated record.
GCUAGUCCACUGUUACCGACGCCCAUGCUUUCUACUGCACCUUUAAUAUGAGCUGAUUCAAAGGAUUUAUUGGGCUCAGAAUGAAAAGGAACGGCGUUUAUAAGUUUUUGUCCGUUUUUUCCUGUCUAAUCGUCUGUGUUUUCUUGCUGUUUUGGAUUUUUGCCUUUUAUUCGAUGGUUCUGGCACCGUAACAGAUGUCUACGUUCUCCAUGCUUUAGUUUUCAUUAACACAGCGAAAGCCGAUUUGACAAGCAUAAGUUUCUAAUCUGUUCAUGCCACAGGUUAACGUUAUUUAGCAACAUCGCUCAUAUAUUGCAAUCUAAUAAAAAAAAAUAUUUUGCAGGAUAAUAUGACCGUGUGACGCUUUAAAACAUUUAACAGGAUGGAAACAUAUUUGCUAACACUGUUGUUCUUCAGUUGGACACUUUACAGCUCCUUAUAACUUUGUUAAAGGUGUCACAAUUUGGAAGAGGGGUUUUCUAUUAGUUGUACAUGCGAUAAGUGCAUCACGUCUAAUAUCACUAUAUUUUUUUAAAUAUUAAAUUAAUUAUAAUAAGUCAUAUGAGAAGCGACGCUGAGGCGAUACCAAAACAAACCGACUGCGCAUGCGUCUUGUGACGAUAGCCGUCACAUGACCUCAAACAGGAAGUGUAUAUCUGACAGUAAGCCCUGCUGAAGUGAGAAAAAGGAAGUAACCAACUUCCAUUUUAACAAAUCUUAAGAAUAUAACUGUCAAUCCUGAUGGCUGCCGAGUCAAUAGAGAGAGGCACAGCUGCCCCAAAGCUGCAGUUUGCACCUUUCUGCAGUGCUCUGGAGGCAGGAUUCUGGCAUCAGCUCACACAGAAGAAACUCAAUGACUACCGCUUAGAUGAAAGCCCCAAAAACAUCAAGGGCUAUUAUUAUAAUGGUGAUCCUGUUGGCUUGCCGACACGCUUGACCCUGGAGUUCAGUGCAUUUGAAGUUGAUGGACCCACACCUGCUCGCUGCUGUUCAGCCUCUGGAACUCUUUACAACACCAACACAUUAGAAGCUUUCAAAUCUACUGACAAGAAAGCUAUCCUAGAAAAAGCAGCCAAUGAGAUUUGGAAUGCUAUUCAAUCAGGGGCUGCGGUGGAAGACUCAUCAGUUCUAAACAAAUUCAUUCUCUUGACAUUUGCGGAUCUGAAGAAAUACCAUUUCUAUUAUUGGUUCUGUUUUCCUGCCCUUUGCUUUUUGGAAGGAGUCCAACUCGUUCAGGAGCCGAUGUCAUUAGAGCAGAGAUUCUCUGUCAAACAGAUCUCCAGCUUGCAAAUAGCAUAUGAUAAUCUUUGCUCCUCGACUGGGAUGACAGCAGUCCCACAUUUUCUGCUCAAGUACACAGAUGAAAGUGUUGAAGUCGCUGCUCUAAAAGACUUGAACUCCUUCACAGACCUAACAAAGAUUACUGUGGGUGUGUAUGACCCCUGCACGCUGCCUCAACAUCCUGGAUGGCCCCUCAGAAACCUCCUCAUCCUACUCGCAAAAAAAUGGGGUUCACAGCUGGAUGUUCUGGAGGUUCUGUGCUUCAGAGACAGAACUCUACAAGGAAGCCGCUCCAUUCAGCACAGCAUCAUCUUUCGGGUCAAGCUUCCAGACCUGUCGGCUUGUGCAGUAUGCCCAAAAAGUGUAGGUUGGGAGAAGAACACUAAAGGUGCAAUGGGACCUAGAAGUGUCAAUCUCAGUGAAUGUAUGGACCCUAAAAGGCUUGCUGAGUCGUCUGUCGAUCUGAACCUGAAGUUGAUGCGCUGGAGGUUGGUCCCGUCUCUGGAUCUGGAUAAGGUCGUGUCCACCAGGUGUUUGUUGCUGGGAGCUGGAACUCUGGGCUGCAACGUCGCAAGAACGCUCAUGGGCUGGGGUGUGAGACAGAUCACCUUUGUGGACAAUGCAAAAAUCUCAUACUCAAACCCAGUGCGGCAGCCGCUCUAUGAGUUUGAAGACUGUCUGAGUGGAGGGAAGUCAAAAGCUCUUGCUGCAGUGGACAGAUUGAAGAAGAUCUUUCCUGGUGUGAAUGCAGAGGGCUAUAACAUGAGCAUACCCAUGCCAGGCCACCCGGUGAACUUUUCAGAGGCAACAAUUGGCCAAGCUCGGCAGGAUGUGGAACAGCUGGAGAAGCUUAUCUCAGAAAAUGAUGUGGUCUUCCUGUUGAUGGACACUCGCGAGAGCCGCUGGCUUCCUACAGUCAUCGCUGCAAGCCAAAGAAAGUUGAUUGUUAAUGCUGCUCUUGGCUUCGACACAUUUGUGGUAAUGAGACACGGCCUCAAGAAACCCAAAGAGUCCCAAUGUGAAGACUCCAGUCCCAUGUCUGCUUCCUCCAACUCUUCCUCCUCCUCAACACCAGCAGCCACUACAACACCAGGAGCAUCUCUGUUCUCCAACAUACCAGGACACCGUCUUGGCUGCUACUUCUGUAACGAUGUGGUUGCGCCUGGAGAUUCUACCAGAGAUAGAACUCUGGACCAGCAGUGUACAGUGAGCCGUCCUGGCCUUGCUAUGAUCGCUGGAGCCCUGGCUGUUGAACUGAUGGUAUCUAUACUUCAACACCCAGAGGGAGGUUAUGCUGUGGCCAGUAGCAGUGAUGACCGCAUGAAUGAACCCCCCACAUCACUGGGUCUCGUUCCUCAUCAGAUUCGAGGAUUCCUGUCGAGAUUUGACAAUGUUCUUCCCGCAAGUUUGGCGUUUGACAAAUGCACUGCGUGUUCAGCAAUAGUUCUUGACAAUUAUGAGCGAGAAGGGUUCCAGUUUCUAGCAAAGGUCUUCAACUCAUCCCAUUCCUUCCUGGAGGAUCUGACCGGUUUGACUUUACUGCAUCAGGAGACACAGGCAGCCGAGAUCUGGGACAUGAGUGAUGAUGAAAGUAUCUGAAGGAUUUGCAACCAAAACUGCUGGAGACCGAAUGAAGUACCUUUAGUUGACCCUGGUUUAUACAUUUUUCUUUUUUUUUUUCUUUUUCUUUUCAUUAUUCACCUAUUGAAAUGUUGGUCUUAAAUGUUUAGGUUAAAUCAUGUACUAUCGGAGCAUGUCUGUGGAUUUUAGGUAGACAGCAUAUUUAAUUUGGACAAUUUUAUAGACAAUUCUUGUUGCUCUAAUGGCCAUUAAAACACUAUAUUAUGGGAUUGUUAAUGGCAGGGGUGUAAGACAUACCCUCCUGCAGAGUUCAGUGUCAAAGCAAACACCUGAACUGGAUACUCAUGUUCAGGGUCUCUAACCAAUGAUGAGCAGGUGUGUAAAAGUAAGGUCAAAAACUCAGAAGGUACCUUUGCAGGUGAAGUAUUUAGCAUCUCUGCUUUGUGGCAUGUCAUAUUGUCACCAAAUAUUGAGUUUGUACACUUUUCAGUUUGCUUUGUAAUUUGUAUGUCCUGUUACCUAAAUGAAAAUGUUGUCUUUGUUGAGAAGUACUGUUCUUCCAUGUUAUAAACUGCUUGUAUUUUUUUUCACAAAUUAUUAUCAUUGCACUAUAACACAAGUGUGAUUUGUCUGGUAAUGUGAGAUUCUUGUGUUUGGUCAUGUCUUAAUAAACUGAUUCAUUCUCAAAAA